Lentinula edodes (shiitake mushroom) is the source of this 1125-nucleotide messenger RNA. Its product is annotated as anticodon-binding protein. Gene Ontology annotation, molecular function: rRNA primary transcript binding. Gene Ontology annotation, biological process: maturation of 5.8S rRNA; maturation of LSU-rRNA. NCBI's taxonomy places the organism in Eukaryota, Fungi, Basidiomycota, Agaricomycetes, Agaricales, Omphalotaceae. Gene Ontology annotation, cellular component: preribosome, large subunit precursor; nucleolus. The record is from RefSeq and is a predicted model, not a curated record. The coding region runs from base 1 to 1125 and encodes 374 amino acids. The transcript is spliced from 6 exons.
AUGCCUCCCUCACGUUUCGAGCCUUCAAUAAUCAAAAACAAAAUAAAACGGGAGGAAAUAGCCAAUAAGAACAAAAAGGCCAAAAGCCAGGACAAACUCCAGCGACGAUUAGCAAGAGCCAAGUUGGAAGCAAAUGAUCCAACCGCGAAGAAAAAACGUCUGAGCACAAAUGUUCCUCGGACACUGGACAACAUGCGAGAGUUCGAUCCUUCGUUCCUGACAGCUGAUCCUUCCUCGUCAUCUCAGACUCAGGAUGGUCCAAGCUCAUCCUCCGGAGAACCUUCCUACGAUGAGAACGCUGAAGACCUUGCCUCGGAUCCUUUUGCUGCCUAUUUUAACUCUGAAGAGGACCCUAACAUCCCACCCAAAGUCUUAAUCACUACAUCGCCCAAAGCAUCGAAACCGACAUACGAAUUCUGUGAUGAAAUAGUUGGUAUUUUCCCUGGUGCAGAGUUUAUUAGACGGAAAAAAGGGAAAGGGUUUGAGGUUGGGAGGAUAGCUGGCUGGGCUGCGGGGAGAGGGUAUAAGCAUAUGGUUGUUGUGAAUGAAGAUAUGAAGAAACCUAACGCAAUCACCCUCAUACAUCUUCCAAACGGUCCUACUGCAUAUUUCAAACUGACCUCCAUAGAACUUACCAAACAGAUCUACGGCCAUGCACGAGCGACACCACACAAUCCGGAGCUCGUUCUCAACAACUUUGUGACCAGAUUAGGACACACCGUUGGACGCAUGUUCCAAACCCUUUUCCCCCCUUUACCUGAAUUCCAAGGUCGGCAGGUUGUGACCUUGCAUAAUCAACGAGACUUUCUGUUUUUCCGGAGGCACAGAUAUGCUUUCAGAUCACCUGAGAAAGUCGCUUUACAAGAAAUCGGUCCACGGUUUACACUUAAAUUGCGAUCUCUAAGGAAGGGCAUUCCUGCUGUAUUCAAUCUAGCAGAGGAACCAAAAGGCCUGGAGUUUGAUGUCGAUGAGUCCAAAUCCAGCGCAGAGGAAACCUUGGAUUCAGACGAGAACAAACAAAAUGCUUUUGAGGCACCAGAAAAAGUCGUCCCACCAAAACAGGAUGAUUACCUUUGGAAAUGGAAGCCGGAGCUUGAGACAACCAGGCGCACAUUCUUCUUGUAA